AUGGCUCUGGCGAUGCUUCGGGAUUGGUGCAGGAGGAUGGGUGCGAACACAGAGCGCUCCCUGCUCAUCCUGGAUAUCCCUGACGACUGUGAGGAACAUGAGUUCCAGGAGGCCGUGCAGGCUGCCCUGUCGCCCCUGGGCAGGUACCGAGUGCUCAUCAAGGUAUUCAGAAAGGAGCUCGGGGCCAAGGCAGCCUUGGUGGAGUUCGCUGAGGGUUUAAACCAAAGCUUGAUUCCCUGCCAAAUAGCAGGCAAAGGGGGACCCUGGAAAGUGAUCUCCCUGCCCCAGGCUCCUGAUGCUGAGUUUCAGGAUAUACCCAGUUUCCCUGCACAGCCCCAGGGGCAAGCAGUGGCCAGAGGCACAGGUGAGGCAGGAGCUGCAGGUGAGGCAGGAUCUGUCAGUGAGGCAGGAGGUGUGAAUGAGGAAAGAUCUGCAGGUGAGGCAGGAGGUGCAGGUAAGGCAGGAGGUGAAGAUGAGGCAGGAGCUGUAGGUGAGGCAGGAGGUGCAGGUGAGGAAGGAGGUGCAGGUGAGGCAGAAGGUGCAGGUGAGGAAGGAGGUGCAGGUGAGGAAGGAGGUGCAGGUGAGGAAGGAGGUGAAGAUGAGGCAGGAGCUGUAGGUGAGGCAGUAGGUGCAGGUGAGGUAGAGGCCUGGACCCAAUCAUGGAGCCAGACCCUGCGGCCUCUGGUGAAAACUAUGGCCUACCGGGAACUGAGACCCUUUUCCGGGAGGGAGCAGCCAGGCUGCGUGGAAGAAUCCUUUGAGAGCUGGUUGGAGGACGCCAAGGAUAUGCUGCAGCUGUGGUGCCACGCGUCGGAAAGGGAGAGAAGGAGGCGGCUGCUGGACAGCUUGGAUGGCCUGGCCCUGGAUAUCGUGAGCGGCCUCCUGGAGGAAGAGCCCGACUUCUCUGUGCAGGACUGCCUGACGGCGCUGGGGCAGGUGUUUAGGAGCCGGGAUACGUGGAUGACCUCGCGGAUGAAGUUCCUGACCUGCACACAGGGGCCCCAGGAGGGGCUGUUUGCCUUCGUGGUGCGCCUGGAAGGCCUGCUGCAGAAGGCCGUGGAGAAGGGGGCCGUCCACCCAGCCAUGGCCAACUACCUGCGACUGCGGCAGGUGCUGUCUCGGGCCCACCCCAGUGAGGCGCUUCAGGAUACCCUGAGGGGGAUGCAGCUGGAGAGGAGGCCACCCGGCUUCCUGAGGCUGCUGCGGCUCAUCCGGGACACGGAGGCGUUGGCGGCCUCCCCAGCGAGGAGCCAGCAGUGUGCGGCCUGGCCAGCAGCCCCAGUGGAGAGUGAAGACCCAGCUGCCAUCCAGGCGGCCCCUGCCGGUGGAGAUGCCGCCCAGGCCUCCCCAACCCAGGGGAACACCAGCGAGGCUGAUCCCAGAGCGGAAGAUGCUGCUGAGGCUGCUUCUGCCAUCAAAGAGGCUGCCAGGGGCGCCCCUGCCGCUGGGGAAGGUGAAAAUGCCCCUGCAUGCCUUGAAGGCCUAGGUCAGGCAAGGCCCCCCGACGCCCCUGGGGGCCUCCAAGCCCGGAUGGGCAGUGGAGUCGACAUGGCCCCAGGAGGUCCCAGCUGGGAGCCAGAGGGCCUUGUCCAGGUCGGAGGCCAGGAGGCUGAGGAGCCUCCCCAGGAGGGGCUCAAGCCCAUCUUGGAGGAGUCAGAAAACGAGGAUGAGGACGGGACUGGGGAGGUGGGCAAGCCCAAGUCCCCCCCGGGCAAAUAG
This is a messenger RNA of Rhinopithecus roxellana (golden snub-nosed monkey), 1719 nucleotides long. RefSeq names its product paraneoplastic antigen Ma6F-like. The record is from RefSeq and is a predicted model, not a curated record. Bases 1 to 1719 code for a protein of 572 amino acids. The transcript has a single exon. NCBI's taxonomy places the organism in Eukaryota, Metazoa, Chordata, Mammalia, Primates, Cercopithecidae.